AGAUUUUACAUAUCAACAGAUAUUCUUCUGAAAUAGGUUAAACAUGAAGUGGCGUAAGAAUGGAGAUGCGAUCGAGCCAAUUGAUGGAAUUCCAAUGGAGAAUGGGAAGAAGAAAGAUACAACUGUGAAUGUGUCGACUGAGGAUGUCGGUUCCAUUGACUCUGACGAAGAGCCAAAAAUUGUUUACGAACCGUCGAAAAUGGAGAAGCUGAUUAAUUACAUGUUGUGCAGAGGUGAUUUGGCAAGCAGGGAGCUUUCUGUCAAACCUGUCACACUUCUUGGAUUGUUCCGGUAUGCCGAGCGAACCGAUUAUGCUUUGCUUUGUUUUGGAAUUUUCCUUUCGUUUAUUUCGGGAAUUGCGCAGCCGGGUUUAGGAAUCAUUGCUGGUAACAUUACAAACUCACUCCUUAUUCAUAACGCAACAAGUGACGAUUUCUACGACAGUGCAAUGACCAAUGUCUGGUUGUUUGGAGGCAUUGGAAUUAUUGUGCUUAUUGUGAAUUUCGUACAGUACAUGUGCUUCCAAUAUUGUUGCAUACGAAUCACAUCGAAAAUGAAACAGCAUUAUAUUCAAUCCAUCCUUCGUCAAAAUGCUGGAUGGUUUGACAAAAAUCAUUCGGGAACUCUGACUACAAAACUUCACGACAAUAUGGAACGUAUCAACGAAGGUAUCGGAGAUAAGUUGGGAGUGUUGAUCCGUGGAAUGGUGAUGUUUGUGGCCGGUAUCGUUAUUUCCUUCUUCUACGAAUGGCGUCUUGCACUGAUGAUGAUGGGAAUUGGACCAUUAUGCUGUGUCUGCAUGUCAUUGAUGUCCAGGUCUAUGUCAUCAUUCACUUCAAAAGAAUUAGCAGGGGUUGGAAAAGCUGGAAGCAUUGCUGAAGAGUCAUUGAUGGGAGUGAGAACAGUGCAAGCGUUCAAUGGACAAGAAGAGAUGGUUGAGAAAUACACCGUGGAACUUGGAAAAGGAAAAUCAUUUGCUAUUCAAAAGGGUCUUUGGGGUGGAGUGUUUGGUGGUAUCUUCUUGUUGUUCCUGUUCUCCUACUUUGGUGGAGGAAUCUACUAUGGUGGUCAACUUCUUCGUUGGAAAAUUAUUGAAACUCCUGGUGACGUAUUCAUUGUGGUUAUUUCCAUGCUCAUUGGUGCCUACUUCCUCGGUUUGAUAUCGCCACAUUUGAUGGUUUUAUUGAACGCCAGAGUUGCCGCUGCGACGAUUUAUGAGAUUAUAGACAGAACUCCUGAUAUCGAUGUGUAUUCGACAGAAGGUCAAAAGAUGACGAAUGUGGUGGGAAAAGUAGUAUUUGAGGAAGUGCACUUCCGGUAUCCAACUAGAAAGAAGGUAAAGGUUCUCAACGGACUAAAUCUAACUGUGAAGCCUGGAACUUCUGUGGCGCUCGUCGGACAUUCGGGAUGCGGAAAAUCUACGUCUGUUGGGCUUUUAACGAGGUUGUACGAGCCAGAAGGAGGAAAAGUGAUGAUUGAUGGACAAGACGUUCGUAGUUUGAACAUUGACUGGCUAAGGAAAACAGUUGGAAUAGUACAACAAGAACCAAUUCUUUUCAAUGACACUAUUCAUAACAAUUUAUUAAUUGGAAAUCCAUCCGCAACAAGAGAAGAUAUGAUCAGAGUCUGUAAGAUGGCUAACGCUCAUGAUUUCAUCCAAAAAAUGCCAAACGGGUACGAAACAAUGAUUGGAGAUGGAAGUGUUCAGCUUUCCGGCGGUCAAAAGCAGCGUGUUGCAAUUGCAAGAACUCUUAUCCGUGAUCCGAAAGUACUACUUCUAGAUGAAGCAACAUCUGCUCUCGAUGCUCAAAGUGAGAGUGUUGUGCAAUCAGCACUUAACAAUGCCGCAAAGGGCAGAACCACUAUAAUGAUUGCCCACAGAUUAUCAACUAUUCGUGAAGCUGACAAAAUUGUAUUUUUCGAAAAUGGAGUAAUUGUGGAGAGUGGAAAUCAUGAAGAGCUCGUUGCAUUGGGUGGAAGAUAUGCAAAACUUGUGGAAGCUCAGAAGUUCAAAGAAUCAGAUGACAUUGAAGAUAAUGGUGAUGAACAUGAAGAAGAAACUAGCACAGUUGGAAGACAUGAUCGUCUAUCCUCACGACAAGUCAGCUUUCAUAAGUCAUGCGAAUCACUGGCAAGUGCCGAUUUGGAAAUUGGAUAUGCUAGCACAUUCAACACGUUUACUCUUAAAACUGCGCAGGAAGAAAUUGAAAACGAAGAUUUUGCGGAGGAAGUUCAGCGAGUUAUGGAAGAGGAUGGUGUCAUAAAUUCUGGAUAUCUCGAUAUUUUCAAAAACGCUCAGGGCAACUACUUAUAUCUGUCUGUCGGUACAUUCUUUGCAAUUUUGAGAGGAUCAGAGCUUGCGCUACUAGCAAACAUGUUCGGUUUUGUAUUCGCAGCAUUUAAGGAGCCUGAGGAUGAAAUGGUCAAAGCUCUUGGUCUUAUAUUUAUCCUUUAUGUGGCACUUGGACUUUUUGUGUUCAUCACGCAAGUUAUUAGUGGUACACUUUUCACAAUUGUGGCUGAAAACCUUGGGCUGAAGUUCCGCGUUCAAUCGUUUAAAAAUCUUCUCUACCAAGAUGCAUCCUUCUUUGACAAUCCAGCGCAUGCCCCUGGAAAAUUGAUUACCCGAUUGGCAAGCGAUGCUCCAAAUGUAAAAGCAGUCGUGGACACCCGAAUGCUCCAAGUCAUCUACUCCAUCACCUCAAUUACAAUCAAUUUGAUUACUGGAUACAUAUUUUGCUGGCGAAUCGCAAUUGCAGGAACAAUCAUGAUCGUAUUAUUUGCAACCAUGAUGAUCAGCAUGGCAUACAAAAUUGCUCGCGAAAACUUGAAGCAAAUUAGGAAAGAUGAAGCUGGAAAAAUUGCAAUUGAGAUUAUUGAAAGUGUCAAAACAAUUCAACUCCUGACAAGCACUCAACGCUUUUUGACCCAUUACAAAGACGCCCAGUUAGUGCAACAUAAAAGUGAAAUGAGAAAAUCUUACAUUCAAUCUGUGAACAACGCCAUCUCGCAAACCUUUAUGUAUUUUGCAAUGUUUGUCUGCUAUGGUGUCGGAACACCACUCAUGUACCACGGCAUUGUUGAAGCAGAACCCACAUUUAGAGCUAUUAAUUGCAUGAUGAUGGGGUCCGUUGCUGUGAUGCAUUCAUCUCAUAACUUCCCAGAGUUCGUGAAAGCGAAAACUGCCGCUGGAAUGCUAUUUAAGUUGAUCUAUCGAAAAUCAAAAACCGGAGACGUGAUGGAAGGAAAUAAUACUGAAAUUCGUGGGAAUGUUCUUUUUGAGUCGGUCAAAUUUUCAUACCCACAACGACCAAUGCAACCUGUUAUGACGGACCUUCAUUUUUCGGCCCACAGUGGCCAAACUGUUGCCUUAGUUGGCCCAUCAGGCACUGGAAAAAGUACUUGUAUUGCCAUGCUUGAACGAUUUUAUGAUGUUUCCGGUGGAGCACUGAGAAUCGAUGGACAGAAUAUCAAAUCACUCUCCCUUCACCAUCUUCGAACACAAAUGGCAUUAGUUGGCCAGGAGCCCCGUUUGUUUGCAGGAACUAUUAAAGAAAACGUGUGUUUUGGGCUAAAAGAUGUCUCUGUUGAAAAAGUCCAUCAAGCUUUGGAACUCGCAAAUGCUUCCCGGUUCCUUGCAAACUUGCCAGCAGGCAUUGAUACAGAAGUUGGAGAGAAAGGAGGACAAUUGUCGGGAGGACAAAAGCAGAGAAUCGCAAUUGCCAGAGCAUUGGUCAGAGAUCCUAAGAUUUUGCUGCUAGAUGAAGCCACUUCCGCAUUGGAUUCGGAAUCUGAAAGGGCCGUACAAGAAGCGCUGGAUCGUGCUCGUGAAGGUCGUACUUGCAUCACAAUUGCCCAUCGCUUGUCGUCUAUUCAGAACUCCGACCUCAUUGUUUACAUUGAUCAUGGCAUGGUACAAGAAGCUGGAAACCAUGCUCACCUUAUGUCACUGAGAGGAAAAUACUACAAUCUUAUCAAAAAGCAAGAUCUUACCACGUGAUAUUAAUUACGUUGAUAGACGUUGUUGCUUUUUGUGCGGGUUUUGUUAUUUUUUUAAAUCAGUUUUAUAUAUACUUUCUGAUGUUAUACACAUAUUUAAUCGAAAUCACAAAUAAUAAAUGUUCAAUAUAAUUCCAA
Molecule: messenger RNA, 4137 nt
Organism: Caenorhabditis elegans
Lineage: Eukaryota; Metazoa; Nematoda; Chromadorea; Rhabditida; Rhabditidae
Gene: pgp-12
Product: P-GlycoProtein related
Exons: 15
Coding region: 44-4000 (1318 amino acids)
Biological process (GO): transmembrane transport
Cellular component (GO): membrane; plasma membrane
Molecular function (GO): nucleotide binding; ABC-type transporter activity; ATP binding
Source: RefSeq, marked reviewed